Molecule: messenger RNA, 19237 nt
Organism: Eriocheir sinensis (Chinese mitten crab)
Lineage: Eukaryota; Metazoa; Arthropoda; Malacostraca; Decapoda; Varunidae
Exons: 3
Coding region: 306-1724 (472 amino acids)
Source: RefSeq, a predicted model, not a curated record
AUGUUUAUGUUUUCUGUGGAGUAGGCUCGUGAGUGCAUGCUGGGUGCGUCCCCAUUCCCUUCACUGGUUAUUAUUGGCGCCGCGAGCCAGGCCUAUCACAUGUACACUGCGGCAGGCUGCUCUCCAGGUGGUCCCAAGGCAGGCCCAGACUGCAGCAGUGAUGGGAGCGAGGCCACAGUGCUAGGCCGCGGCUCCUGAGGUGAGGCGGGCGGCAUUUCCGUCACUCUGAUAAGGGUGGAGUGCUGUAACUGUCAAUACCACCCACCACAACUACCACCACCAUCCCAACCCCUGUGACCACCACCAUGAAGUCUCCCGUAUCCAGUGCAGACAUCACCAAGGCCUGGGUGGAGUUCAUGCUGACAGACUAUGAGAGCAGGAAGACUCCACACACCACUGUUGCUGUCAAGACAUUCACUGUCAGGAAUGCCACCAAGCCUGGAGAAAGCUUCAAUGCUGAGCUCAUGCUUUUGGAUGUGACAGCUGAGUUGAGUAAUGGCAGCAGCACUGACCAGGCUGUUGAUGCCACACAGGAUAAGGAAUACCAUCUUGUCGUCAAGUUCCUGACCAAAGACCCGAUGACCAAGGAGGUGAUCAAACGGUGUGGGUACCACAUAAAGGAGCUCAAAAUGUACUCAGAAGUGGUGAAAGAACUAAAUGACUUCCAAGCCGAGCAUGCCAAUGACAAGUACCGUCUCUUCCUGCCAGAGUUCAUCUAUGGUAAGUGUACAGAAAAGGAAUAUGUGCUUGUGAUGGAGAAUGUCAAAGUUCUGGGCUAUGAGACCAACCCCAAGGAGGAGGGUCUGGACUUUGAGCAUGCCAUGGUGGCAGUGGACCAUGUGGCUCGCCUUCACGCUGUCUCCUACUCCUAUGACAAGACACAUAACUUCCUGGAGAAGUUCCCUUGCUUCCAGUUUAGUACUGCCAUCAGCACAUUCUUCAAGCCAGUUGUGUGGGCAUCACUGGCCAACCUUAUCACCUUCCUCAAGAGCAAAAAGACCUACGAGGACAUGGUACACAAGCUGGAGGCUGGUCGCACCACCCUGCCCAGCAAGUUUGCUGCACUCUGGGAUGACCAGAGCCGCCAUCGGUUUCUCUCUCUCACCCAUGGAGAUUUCUGGAACAGUAACCUCAUGUACCACCACAACAGUAGUAGCAGUAGUGGCAGCAAUGAUAUUGAAUCCCUUAAACUGAUAGAUUGGCAAAUUGCCCAGUGGAACAACCCAGUAUUUGAUUUGCACUACCUCCUCAACACCUCUACCUCCUUUGCCAUGCGUCGGGACCAUGCAGAGGAGAUCCUACGGCACUACCACACCAUCUUCACCACAGCCACUGCCACCAUGGGCACACCUGUACCAAACUGGAACUAUGAGCAAUUUAAGGCAGAGUUUGAGCGCACUUCAUUAGUGGGCUUCCUAAUGGGCAUGUGCCUCAUCCAAGGCACACUUAGCAAGGCUGGAGAGAACAUCAAUCGGGGUGGCUCAGCAUGCUGUCCCUCCUCCUGCUGGUUGACUGAUACUGUAAAGACUGGUUUUGCCAAGAUGGUGGUGUCACUGGCAUUCAAGCCUUCGUCAUCAUACAUCAUGCGUGCCAGCAUAGGGAAGGUUCUGAGCCCCAUUGGGCGGGAACUGGUCGAAGGCAGCAACGAGGUGCUUAACAGCAGACUCCUUGACUUGCUGAUGGAGGCUGAUGAGAAGGGUGUACUGGAUGUGCUGAGUCUGUAGUACCUCCCAAGGCUGGGCCACAGGUAAUGCAGACAGGGCCGGGUGUGAUGCAGGCACGUCAAGGCUGCAUGGGUGACAAGGUAGGCUUAGAGGUUUAUAGGCACAACAGGUCGGGUCAGGCAGCCUCCCACUGGCCUCUGCUUCCACUUCAGGCAUUGACUCUCUCCACAUAGAAUAAUAUUAAUUCUAAUAACACAAGUUCAAGUAAAACUGUUAUAAUGGAAAGAUGACUAUUUUUAUACAUUUUAACAAUCAAAUGAGCCUUCAAAGAAGAAUAUAAGGCAUUGUGUAGAGCUUUGUAAGAUAGUUCAUCUCAUUGUCUUAGUGUUCAUCUGUUCCUUUAUUGUCUUGGCUGUUUCUCGCCCUGAGUCCUUCGAGUAAUACUCAAGAGUUACUGUUCAAAGAGGUAUAUUUUUAUCACGGAAAUCACUCAUUUGAAUAGAGAGUAUUUUUGCUAAGAAAUUGAAAUGAAUUAUGAUAUAUUUAGUAAAGGAGUAAUGCAUCUGAUAAGCUGAUCAAAUUAAUAGUAUUAGUAAUACUACUACAUAGUAAUAAUUAAAACUUGCUGAAGUUCCUUAUUUGGUAAUGUGAACUUCUAUGACAACUAGGUUUAAGAGUACCAUAACCUGCAGCCUUGCAAGGCCUGUUUUAGAGAAGAAAGACAUUGUGCUUCAUAUGCUUUCUAAUUUCUACUUUGUCCUUUAUACUGUGGUUCCUAGUUGUUAAUUUCUUUUAUAACUUUAUCUAGAUAAUGUAUUUUAUGUAGCAAUAAUUUUUUUUAUUCAGCCUCUGAAGCUGUUGUGGUGCUUUUAUAGCUACUGUAUCUUGGUGCAGAGUGAUUUGAGUCAUUCCGUGCCAGGAGUGGCACUCAUCCCCAGGGUGGGUAGUGAACAGUGUGCUGGUGGUGGUUAGGUCACUCAGCACCAGUGGUGGUACAUCGGGUACUCGUUAUUUGUCGCUCCAUAAUUCGUGUAUUUACUUUUAUUGGCAAUAUUUUGUGGAGGAAAAUGAAAAACUUCCCCGUUCUUUCAUCAUCACAAAAUAUUUUUAAAUCGGGUGUGCUGAGGACAUCAUGGAGUCCACACAACAACAGUCUUAGCACCGUAUUUGCUGGCAUUAAAGAUGCACCCCAUUUUCAGGUGCUAUAAUUUGAGGGAAACAAGUAUAAUAAUAAUAUCCAGACCUUUACCAAUUUUUCCUAGAUUUUUUUAUUAUUAUUAUUGUUGCAUGAUGCAGUACAUGUCUACGAAUUACUACUGGAACAGCACCAUAUUUUGAUAUAUAUACUAUAUAAUACACACAUAUAGUAUGCUGUAACAACAGCUCCAUGUGGAAGGUGAGCAGUUCACUCUUGAGAUUUGUGUGUCUUCGACGCCAGGAAAUACAGUAUAGUAUAUGCAGCUAUCCCACCCCCAGUCUUGGUUCCAAGUUUUGUGGUAAUAUGUUCUAUUUUAGCACCAACUGAUUACUGUUCAUUAGGUAACAGUGGGGUUGUUAGUUCAUAACCAGAUACCGGGACUCAAGAUGGCCAAACGAUCUAUGCCACAGUGUCGGCGAUGCAUCUUGGCAGCCAUAAGACAGUGCCAUUUCUGCAAAAAGUUUGCGUUGGCACAGUUGUAGCUGUUCUGUAGGGAACAGUAUUAUGUCCAUGAGAAACAGUAUCAUUCUUUAACCAUAAGUGAAAGAUCUGUGGCUCUGUAAUAGACUGUUCAGAUAUGAAUUGAACUCAGUUAUAUGAUAUUCUUAUAAAAAAAAAUAUUUUUGCUAGCUGAUUUGUUAUUUGUCAUGUUUUUGGGGUCUGUUAGACAAAUAAUGGGAACCCCCUGUAGUUACUUCCAUGGUGGUGAAUUGUGUUCUGAUGGUGUUUGAUUCACUCAUCACCAUUGGUGGCACUUACCUCCAAGAUGGUGAAUAGUGCACUGCUGGUGGUUGAGUCUCAUCACCAGUGGUGGCACUCACCUCCAGGAUGAUUUGUUCAAAUUGACAAAAUAUUGUCCAGUUAUAUUCUAAAAAUUUAUUCAUAAUUUUAGUUAUUUAUUUAUGGGAAUGAGUUAAUUUUAGUUAUUCUUUACAUCAGUUAUUACAUGGAAUUAUGUGCAGUGAACUAUCCCAAUGCAUUAAGGCAGGCAGAGGAGGAACAGUGAUUGCCUGUGCAAGGGUGUCAUCCACCUCUGGCUGCAUUGGGAUGGCCAGGGCAUCCCAGCAUAUGUGUGGCUGUUACCUGCCAUGGAAUGUUGCUUGUUGCAUUCCAUAUAUUAUAUGCACAACUGUUAGCGACCACAACACAUGCCACCUAAUUGGGGAUGUCACUGGUGACAACUUUUCGAUCUACUUAGCUGUAAUUUUUUAUGCAAACUAUUCUUCCUAGAGUAGGUAGGUUGCAGUGUCUUGAGAAGUGGUUUUAUUGUGUGUGUGUGUGUGUGUGUGUGUGUGUGUGUGUGUGUAAUUCACCACAGCCUGAUCACGAGCAGGACUCGCCAUCUCCAGCAAGUACCCUCCCAGUAAGAGCAAGACUCAUUAUAGUUGAUCUCUGGGUACUGCCAGGAACUUUACACAUCAUAACUCAAUCCCCUUUGCUCAAGGGGGGACAGUAACCACUCCUUGUCAGCGGAAAAAUCCCCACCAGAUCGGGGCUCGAACCUCCGCCUGCCAGGCCACAAAGUCUGGCAGUGCAGAGCUUUAACCAUUGAGCUAUGGAGCAGUGGGUGUGGUGUAGGCAUGGGUGGGUGGGUGGGUGCGUAUUUACCUAGUUGUAGUAUACAGGGCCUGAGCUACACUCACUUGGUCCCAUCUCCAUAUCAACAGUUGCCCAUUCUUUCCUUAAACUGUCUGACACUCUUUGCCAUUACAUCUUCCCUUAAUCCAUUCCACACAUCCACCACUCUACAUGGAAAGCUGAAUUUCUUGACACUAUGAAACCCAUCCACUGCUACUGGCACAGAUUUGGCUUUCACUGGUAUCCUGGUAACAUAUACUAACAGGUCAUUCUCUGCCUCUGUGGUGGAUAGUGGAGUGUUUCCCAUGUGGUAUUGGUAUGCUGGAUAUCCCCUCCCAAGGUGCAUGACUUUACAUUUUUCUCCAUUGAAUUGUAGCAGCCACUUUUUGCUCCAUCCCUGUAGCUUGGUGAUGUCCUCUUGUAGGAAAUCCACAGUAAAAGAGCUAAGCACCUUCCUUUCAUCAACUUUCUAAUGUGUCCUCUUAGUUAUCUUGCUCGUUGCUCUCUUGUUAAUAGCCGAUCCUGUCUGUCUGUCUCUUCAAGACCACUCAUUAAUUUAUAUAUUGUAAUUAGAUCUUCUCUUACUCUUUCUUUCAAAGUUGUGAAAUUCACUUUCUGCAAUCUGUCUUCAGAAGUGAAAUCAUUAGUUCUGAAACCUGUUAUUGCUAUCUUUGUAUUCUUUCUAAUAUCCUUAUAUGUUUCUUUUUAUGUGGUUGCCAUACUACUACAUACUCAAAUUUUGGUCUGAUCACUGAAGUAAUUAGCUUCAUCAUGGCCUUGCAUAGGUGUGUGUGUGUGUGUGUAUGUGUGUGUGUGUGUGUGUUAAUUGUGUGUGUGUGUUGUCAGGGAGGGGGGGGGCACAUUGUAAGGAACAGCUUCAAGCCUUCCAUAUAAGGAUGAACUGGAGCACAUGCACAAAACCACAAAAGAGAAAUGAGGCAGAUGAGAGGAGCUGCCCAAAAAACAUUCAUGACUGAUAAAAGUGCACAAAAGAAAGAAAUUAAAAUCAAAUUUUAAAUUUGAAUUUUGAAGUGUUAGAUAUAUGAGGUAGUGUUCAUGGGGUGUAAUGGAAAUGGUGAGGUGCAUCUCUUUUAGUGGUUUGUAGGCAUACUUUUACAGAGAAAGAGAAGGAAAGAAAUAGUUAUAUAUGUUACCAGCCAUGGGUGGGAGUAAGUGUAAACAUAAUCUGUUUGGUGCUGAGAUAAGGGUCAAAGAGUGUGUGAAGGAUAAAUAUGAAAAAUAAAUGAGAAUACUACAUGAAGCUAAGAAAGACUGCAAGGCUGUGCAUUUCUUUGGUGGUUUAAGGUAUCACACGUGAAGUGGAUGACUGCUUGUGAUGUAAUGAUUGUGGACUGAGACUGAUGGUAUUCUGCGUAUUCACUUAUGAUGCACCUGUGUAUGUCAGAUUUGUACUUAGCACAACAUAGUUAAAUGUUUUGAGUGUACAAUAUUGAAAUGUGUUGUAUUAACUGUUGAAAAUGAGUUUUGCCAAAACCUUUUUAAAAGUGAAAUUUGAACUGAUCAUGUUUGAAAACUUGUUUUAUGAGAUGUGUACCGUUUCUUUUUGGUGUGAUAGAUAAUUUUUACAGAAAUUGCAAGUAAUAAACAGGGCAACAAAAAGCAAAGGUUGUUCCACAAGAAUAUAGCAGAGGAACAAAAAUCAAGUUUUGAGAGCAUGUUUUAUUAAUGUAUUAAAGUACCAUUGUAUGUUUACCUCAUUGUGGCUCAGUGGUCCUUAGUGUUUGUGGAACUGUGCCACCCUGUCACACUGUGCUGUGUCAGUGUCACACUGUACUGCUUCCUUACCCUCCUAACCUGACAGGAGGUGUAUUAUUAUAUAAAGAUAUUGUUAUAAUUGUUAAUAUUUUAUUGUGUAUUUAUUUAUUUAUUAUUAAUAUUUUCUUUUUAGCCUUUUAGUGACAGCUGUUGUGUUCAUAGAAUGGUCUUGAAGCAAUGUAAAAAGCAUAUUUUCUAUGAUAUGAAGUAUUUAACUCACUGGAUGCAGCGGUAAAAUCCAAAUUAUAUGUUAUGUAAUAGUCACACUAAAGGGUGUGAAAAUAUAGUUAGUUAUGUGAGCUCCUGGCAGGAAACAGUACUCCAGGCGGAGGCGAGGGAGGACAGGCCAAUUGCCGCUUUCUUCACAUUUUCUUUCUUCCUCACGUGGCUGACUGUCAUUAAUUUGAAUUGUUCUUCACAGUGAAAUAAUUUAGACAGCAUACACUUGUCCUCCCAUGUUUAUGGGUUCACUACUCAUGGAUUUGCACUUUCCCUGAAUUUCCCCACACAAAGGUGGCUGCAAGGAAAUUUUCAGUGCCAUGAAACAUUCACGGUCCACACAUGGAUUUUGUGCCCCAAACUUUUAGAUUCUAAUAACUAUAUACUGUCAUGCUCUGCCCCACAUCAUUAAUUGGUUCCAAAAGCUGUGACAUAACCUGUUUUUUUUACAUAAAUUGGACUUGAUGCCUUAAAAAUUCAACUUUACACCACUGUUCUGGGGUAAAGUUUUGUUCAGUGAGCAGCAUUAUGUCUGACUUUAUGCCACUCAGCAACACAGCCUACACCAAAAUAAAAGUACCUAAGGACAGUCAAUCAAAGAGCAACAACAAAAAAAAAAAGAUGGAAAUAUAGAAAAAGCACAUGUGAGUCACUCCUGAACCCUCGUUAGCGUACAAGAGAAACAGGGCUGCACAUUGGUCAAUUAUACCCCACUGAAUAUACACACAGGGAAUAGUUGCAUUAACUUUUCAAAUUCACCAAUAGCUUAAGCACCAGGGCCCAUACUUAUAAAGAAAUGAGGCGUUUGACUUAAGUCUCUCCAAAGUGACAAGUUUUCAACCUAGCUGGGGUUCCAGCCACCAAUGGUAGUGGGGAACGUAAAGUUGCCAACAACGGCAAGUUAGCUCAAAACAUCAGUUAUUUCAUAUGAAAAUUAAUGGGUAAGAAUGCCUUAAAAUGGUGAAAGUAUUAAAUAAAAAUAAAAGUACAUCAUAUCCAUUAUAAUAGGGUUUUAUAAGGCUAUAGUGAGCGUUUGAAUGUAAAAUGGUUUUGAUGGGGCACACUGGCUGUCUGGCAAUACCUGGCAAUGUUUACAUUUGAAGGUCGAUGCCUCAGCUGAAGACCCAGGGCUUAUGCCUGCCCGGGACCAACUUUAGCUACUCGCGCCAAGUCUCAGAUUAACACCUGGGAUAUAAGACUCCACAGGGCCAGUUUGGGCUCUUAACCCCUUGACUGUGGAUUUCCUACAAGAAGACAUCACUAAGCUACAGGAAUGGAACAAAAAGUGACUGCUACAAUUCAAUGAAGAAAAAUGUAGUCAUGUACCUUGGUAGAAGAAAUCCAGCAUACCAAUACCAAAUGGGAAACACUCCACUAUCCACCACAGAGGCAGAGAAAGACCUGGGAAUAUGUUACCAAGCUAUCAGUGAAGGCGAAAUCCAUGCCAAUCGCAGCGGACGGGUUAACCCUCAAACACAGGCUUAUUUUGCCGGGCCUGUCCUCCCACGCGGGCAUAUUCAGGCAAAAACAUACCUCACUUCAACCUUUCAAACCUUCACUCCUACUUAACUCACAUAACUGAAUGAAGUAUCAUUGUAAAGUACAUAUCAUUACUUGUUUUUUGACAUUAAGUUGAAGACUAUAUGACCUUUGGUAGAGCUAGUACGAAAUAUUGAAGUAGAAUCACCAAGCACAUUUUUAUAGACAGUUUUCCACCCCGAUUGGACAUCCCUUCUAUGAUUUAGUAAUAAAGCAGCAUAACUUUUAUACACUUUAUGUGAACCACACUCAAAACAACUUAACUUCCAGGCCUUCUUGAUGCCCUUGAUGGGUGUUGAGGUCGAAGGGCAUUCAUCUUGUGGAUGAAAUGCACUGAAAGGUGAGAAGAGGUGGGAUGUCUAGUGGACAUCUUCUCAAAGCUAAAACAAGGCAUACACAGGCCAAUGAUUAGCCAAGAGAGCAUGAUUGGGUAUUUGAAAGAAAACAACAUGCUUCCACUACUAAAGCAUAAACAAAUUAAAUUUUACGGCGUGCUAAGUCAAAAAUGCCUAGUCAACUAUUGUCGACACCCGCGGUUUGAGCCCAGGCACCAGCUGUCGACUGUUGUCGACACCCGCGCUUUGAGGGUUAAACAAGCCAGAGACGAAGUGUUAGCUUUAUAAGUAUGGGCCCAGAUGCAACUCAUAACUUACUCACUCAAAACUAGCUUUUCCAACACGCAUGACUUGGCUCAUACUUUGUUUUGCUUACAAUCACUGCCACCGUCUCUGCCUCACUGCUGCCACCUCACCCUUGCUGCCUCAUUGCAAGCGUUAUUUUUAUUUUUUAAUGACUUACUUUUGCAAUGAGUCAGCAAGGGCAAGGUAGUGAGGGCGCUGGUGCUUGUAAAGAAAGCAAAGUAUGAAGUGUGCCAUGCAUAUCAGGAAAGCUAGUUUUGGGUGAGUGAGCGGGGUAUUACUGUUUGUAAUAAGUUUACAUAAUUUACAGUACAGUGUAUAGUACACAUAGCUGAUGAAUAAUGAUAUUUAUGAUAUUUAUGGUGCUUUUACUCAACAGAAAUGCUUUAUUAGGUACAGUUUAUGUGUAAAAUUGCUCUCAUUGUUUUUUCAGUUCUAGAGGCUUUUUGAGUGGACACUCCAAACAUUUAUGGAAAUUCUCUUUGUUGGGGUCCAUGCCCCCUAAUCCCUAAAAAUAAUUGGGGACAGGUGUAUACUUUACUCACUUUUACUCUUCAGAGCUUGAUAGGGAUGCUGGAAGGUUUUGUAAGGAUUGUGAGACAAAAGGCCAGUCAAUGGCAAUGAGGGUGAAUGAUGCGGCAAUGAAGGCAGGUUGUGUGAGAGUGGGAAUGAUAAAUCAGGAUGUGGGGAAACAGGAGAGUCAGGUGAAAAUGUAGGAAAUUUUGGUAAAGCAUGAUUGUGAGAAAAUGAGGAAGGGUGGUGUGGUGAUAGAUUAGGUGAGGCAGAGUGUUGUGCUGAAGAAUUAAGGGAAGAUGGGUGUUGUGGUGAGGAAUGAGGGGAAUGAGAACAGUGUGACCACAUGCUUCACCCCCCAAACAAGUCACAUGACAUGCCUAACGCAUACCCUUUUUACCUGCACUUGCAAGGGAAGCCCCUUUGAGGAUAAUAGAGUGCAGUUCUGAUGAAGUGACAUCAUCAUUCUCUACGUCAUAGACUCUAAUAACCACAGUGACAUGAUCUUCUUGAUGUGAAUAUAACCCACUGUGAUAGGUAAAAUAUGUGUAUUUUACCAAACCAUUUCAGUGGUCACUGCCACCUUCUUCAGUGGUGUGAAGGAAAAAACAUAAGGAAAGUACAGAUCUUUUAUAUAAUGAUGAACGAGUAAACCUGAGGAGGGGCAGGGAGGGGUGGGCGAACCCUUAUCCGACAGGUCACAUAAUGGGAGAAUCAUUUCACCUCCCCUGUCCCAUGCUGCGAUUGACAGAUGGCGGGAUUGAAGGGGCUGGGAAGAGAUUCUCCACUAUUUUUGUUACCUCAUUACUGGAUGUACCUUGAAAAAUUAUUUUGGGAUGAAGGCCAAAACAUAAAAAUGUUGAUGUAACAGAACCAGAUCAGUUGAGAAGGUGAAAUACUAGGCACUCCUUCAAACCACUGAAGAUGGCAGUAGCAUCCAUUGAAACUGUUCAGUAAAAUAUACAUCUUUCAUCUGCCAGAGUGGCUUUUAUUCACUCUACAUUACUCCCGCUACUGCUGUCACUGCUUGCAGUGUAUUAUCACUGCUGUCAUUAUACUCAGAAUAAUCUUCACUUUCUGUCCUGUUCUUCCCUCAACUCAUCAAUGUGUUUUCCUAUAUUUUCUUAAGAGGUGCUUAAUGUGGGUUUCAUUGUGACUCAGUCAGGACUAACGACAUUAUCUCAAAUCCAUGAGUGUCAGAUAUUCUGUCAUACAGGACAAGUGAUAGAAGCUGCAAAAUUUGAGCCAAAUAUUCAAAAUUAGUGGUGUGUAAGAGUCUGAUCAUAUCAUUGUUGGCCAGCUGAGCAGACCACGGAGGAUUUGAUGAAAUCAAUGAUAGCCAUCAUGCUCAUGGCACUGUCUGACUUUCAUCUGGGUUUUUGAUGUUAUGGCUGGACAGCUGUUUAUUGUGGCACCUCCAGAAUUCUACUUAGGCUGGACAGCUGUUUAUUGUGGCACCUCCAGAAUUCUACUUAUUCAGAAUUGCUACCAAGUUAAGAGUUGGUGAGCUGCUAGUGACCCUGGACUACCCAACAACAGGAGUAAAUAAUCAGCUGCUAGCAGAACUCAACACGAUCUCAUACCCACCAACUACUCACCCACCGUCUUCCUCAAGCCAAAAACUAUGUAUCCUAUUGAAAAGUGCAAAAGACUACUUACAAAGCACUUGCUGUGUUGAUCUGUGCCCUAUACUCAUCUGUUUAUGGGAGUACUCUCACUCUGGAAUACCUAGCUGACUGUGACAUUCAGGUCAUGACAGUUUACCUUCCCUAUCUUGUUGGGUAGAUAGCAGGGCAGGUUGAAUGGCUAGGUGGUGUGUGUGCUCACCUGUUCCAAUCAGACUGGUUGAGAUGCUGCUUAUUUAGUUCUUAUCCACAUUGCAUAAAUAUAUAUAUUUUUAUACUAAGUUGGAUAUUCCAAGUGUAAUCAAUGUGUUGUGGGCCCCAGUCUUUCAGAGGUUAAGAACCACUGAUCCAAAAAGGAUUUCCUCAAGUGUAUUUAUCUUCAAGCACCAUGAAAGAACUGAGUAAAUGGUUCUCAGGAGCUGUCAUGUGUAAGCCAACUGGCCUAUUUAGUCUUUUUGUAUGUUUAUCUUUGUGUAGCCAGUCAUGGAUGCACCCAAACCAGAGAAUGUAUUCACAACCAACAAAGGGCUAGGCAAUGAGUGAACAAAUAUGUUGGUACAUGCAGUGCACUUUAUUAGCACAAACUGUUGCACAACCAUUUGUGCAUUACCUCAACCUCUUGUUGGCCGAGGGCAACACAGCACACAGCAGAAGCACCCUUAUUACUCAGAUAAAGGCUGAGGCCACCUGCAUCAUGGGACUACUGCUUUUAGAUUCCUUUCAUAAGUGUGCAGAGUUGUGUUUUCCUCCAUGUGGUAAUUUUGUUUAUUCUCCAUUAGCCUCCCAUUUCGACCACAAGUAGCACAUUACUAAUGAAACAGAGGGGAGGUACUGGAUAUCCAGGUAGUGGUCACACAUGUUCUGAUCAUCAUUUCUGUGAUUAACGUGUGCAUGAGUGUUUUGGAUGAUUUCUGUAUUUAUAAAUUCCUACAAUGCAAAUUUGUAGAAUGAUUUUGAUUUGUUGCACUUCACAUUAGGAUUUUCCAAGCAAAAUCAUUAUAAAUGAUUAUGUGCAAAGAAAACCUUUCUGCCACUCUAGAGUAAUGGAUGUCAAUCAAUUUAUCAAGAUUGAAAAGCUCAUAAGCCUGUCAGGAAGUCAGUCAGCUAGUCCUGAGUGAUGGAUGUGAUAUAGUAGCACCUUCCCUAAAUGAGGGCUGUGGUGGGAUCAGGGCAGGACAACACCUGUGACCAGCCUUGCCAGGCCUCCCAAACCCACCAUGUGUAACUUCUGUGAUAUAUGAAAAAGGCAUCACAAAUGAUAAAAUACACACCAAUACAAGUUUAACAUAAAUAUUAUGAUAUAUCAAAGAAAUAUAAACUAGUUAUGCUUAUGAUAUUUUUACAGCAACAAAGAAACGUGGCAUACAUAUUUUACAGUGGUGCUAAGAAAAUGUUAUUACUUUUAUUGACUUUUGCCGCAGUUUUAAGGUGGUUAAGGAAUGUAACAAUUAUGUUUAUAAGAUAGUGUGAAGGAAUAUAAAUACAGUCACCUCUCGAUUAACACGAGGGUUACGUUCCUGGAGAUGUCACGUUAUUAAAAAUCACGUUAUUUAAACAUAGUUUUCCCAUAGGAAAUAAUGGUAAUAGCAGGGGUUACGUUCCUGGACACUGGGAAAGUCUGCCUAUUUUGGGGAUUUUGUUACUCUGACCUUAAAAAACAUUAUUAAUACAUUAGUAGGUCAUGGAAACAACAAAAACACACAUUCUCAUUUUAUUUAAAUUUGUUCUUCACCUGCGUCGGCCACCGUCCCUCAUCCCGUGCUCCCGUCAUCAGUCGCUCCCUUCACCUCCGCCACUCCACCUCACUUGCCUCCUUCCUCUUCCUUGGACUACCCAUGCUAUUGGUGACAAAGAUAACUCCUUUAAGUUAAAGUUUUCUAAAGAAAGAAUUGCUACAUUACAUUUGUAAGUCACUGACACAACAAAAUCAUGUCCUCACACUCACCAUCACUUUGCACUGGUCGUCGUCGUCGCCGUCUGCCGAAUCCUCACCCCGCUUCAAUGUUGCCAUAUUGUCGUACUCAGCCGCUUAUAUUUCCCGACUUCCUACCCCCAAACUGUCUUCUGGGCUCCAGUAACGAAAGUAAUUUAUAGUUAUCGUUAAAAGAGUUAGAUUCUGAUGUUUCUUGGCAAUAGUUAGGCGUCAGAAACCAGUAAAUACAAUGCUCUGAGUACAAUAAUCUGGCAAUGGUGCCCUGCUCUCCCUCCUCCCUCCUCACCCUGUCCUUCCACCUCCUGUGAGGAGGUGGAAGGAUGCUUGGGUGCCAUAGUAGAGGUCAAAAUGUAGUGUAUGUAUUCUAGAGAAACGUUUCACUCACAGUGCCAGCUAGCUUCAGACUGAGGAGAUAGACAGUGUCUCCGCACGGUGACGUCAUCGAUGAAACUCGUGUUAAAUCGAUAGGUGUUGCUCCCCCUUGACCGCACCCUGGCCCUCAUUUAGGAGUGGCACUACUAUAGACUGUCAGUCAGUCAGGUAGUGCCAGGUGAGAGGGAUGGCAGUGAGGGACUUUCCAAAAUCCAUGUAAGGAGGGGGCAGCACUGAGCAAUCUGAUUCCUCAUUGUAAAGGAGACUGAAAUGUAAUACCUCUUAUUUGGUUCUCUAAAAAAGCUGUGAGGCAAAGUACAAUGUUAUCCUAUUCAAAUAAUGUAUACAAACUACCAAAGAAGAAAGAUAACUGGUCAUUUCAGUUUAUAUCUUGCAGAACAGUCAUUCUGCUGCAAACCUGGCAGCAUUGAUUUUUGCUUGACAUCUGUAUAAAUAUGGUGCAAAGGUGAGUGAAAUCAGGCUUCUAGUGAUAUGUGACCAUUUUAGUGAAUUAACUAAUGUCAGCUUCUCUGGGCGAAAAUAUAUUCAGAACAAAUGUUGGUACUUGGUAGCCCAGAGAAGGUCCAAUACACAAGAUUACGUUGUGUUUACAAAGCCAAGACCUGUCCACAAAGACAGGAUACAAUCACACACAAAAAGAAAGUACUCUGCCAUCACAGACACAGACGGUAUAAACAGUGUUUUUUAUUGCUGAACCAGUCCGUUCUUUCAUGUCAGGAAAGGGCAGGACUGUUUCUCGAUUACUAAGCACCAUCAUUGAUAUUUAAUAUAUUUUCACCAAAACUCAAAUUUGACACAACUGAUACAUGUACAUAGUAACUCCUGGGCUAUAGGUUUAUGUUUUUGUGACUCCCACACAUGACUGGCUUUUUUAGUAGGUACUGAAUGCUAAAUUUAUUUUCUUCAUCGCUCAGUGUCUCCAAUACUAUCACUGAUCAAAUUCAUUUUAAUCUCAUUAGAUUUGACUUACCUUGUACUUGACGAUGAUUGAUGUUGCAAAAUUUAGCAUUAACUCAAAGCACAUAUGACCCAUUUUCUCUACAUUCACUGAAAUAUUCUGUUGUGAAAUGGCUUGUGUCAUAUAACUACACACCCGUAGCCUGUACACCCAUAGCCAUGACCAAGGCUGCUGCUGAUGAGUUAUAUAACUACACCCAUAGUCCGAGGAUUAAACCUGUAGAAUGGUCGCAUAUCACUGGGUCUGAUUUCACUCACAGGUGCACCAUCUUUUUAAAUAGACCACAAGUUGAAAUUUGACCUGCUAGGUCUGCAGCAGAAUUGCCUUGUCCUGCAAGAAUUAUAACAAGGUGACCAAUGCUUUCUUCUAUGCUAUACCUUCACAUGAAAUUAUAUCAAUGAAAUUUUGUAGUACUUUGGCGGAGAGCCCUUGCAGAGCAGAAACAAAAAUAUUUCAUAUCCAUGGUAUAGUGGUUAGUACACCUAACUAUGAAUCCAUGGGCAUGGGUUCAAAUCCCAGUCUGGGCAGACUGCACACAGGUCACCCAGCUGUUCAUCCUCCCUUUUGGGCUGGUAGAUAAAUGUGUACCUGGGGACAACUUUGGUAACCUAGAUAUUGCACUUGACCUGUGUCCUGAGGAGCACCAAGGCUACUUGCGGCUAUACUUUGUCUUAACUUCCUUGUAUUUCCAAUUUCAUGCUGAGGAACCAGAUACAGUGCUGCCCUUUAUGAAAACUCAGCUUAGAAAGUCUCUCAGUGUGGCAUAACCCUCAGGUGGGUAAGUGAUCCUUUUCUGCACUGCUUGCAUGGACAGCUGUUAAUGUUCACUCAGCUCUUGCACUGUGUGAGGCUCUGGAGAAUGUAUGGUGCAGAGUAUGAGAGUCUGGAGGGUAUAAAGUGUGGAGUGGAGUCUUUAGGACAGAGUGCAAAGAUGGAUUCUAGACAUGAGCAAAUGCAACUUGAGGACAUUUACUGUCAGUGAGGGGGUGAGAUAUGUUAACCAGAGUGAGCUGUAGCAGACCAUUAGAGAGUGGUAGUAGAUAAGGACAUACUAUAGUGGAAUUUUCAGCUCGGAGGGAAAUACGAACAUGGUGGUAUGAAGGGGACUGGACACUUAAGAGCAGUCUAAGAAAGAUGAUGGUGUCAUAUUAGGUGAGGCAGAAGGUGAUGUUAAGGUAUAUUACAUGAUGUGAUGGGGAAAGUUGGGGAUAGGAUGUUGCUGUAUUAAAUGAAGGGGGACAGUAAUGAUGUGUCUGUAAGAUGAUGUGAGGAAACUGUGGCAGUAUUGUGUGUUGAAUCAUGUGUGGGCAGAGUGUGUUGAGGUGUUAUGAGAGGGUGAAGGGUAGUGAGAGGAUAUGUAUUGGAUCACGGUGGGGUGGAGGGGGGUGUUGCUGUGUGUUCAAUGAUGUCAGGGGGGAGGGAGGUGGUGUGCUCAGGUACUAUGUGAGGGGGGAGGGGGUGGAAGAGCUGUCUUUUUAGGAUGGUGUGAAGGGCAUAGCUGGGCACGAUAACAAAAAACCUUAUUCCCGAUACCUAAUAAUUGAUAAUGGAAAACCUUAUCGGUGAUAACCGAUAUUCGUUAACUGGAGACACAAAUAUAGGCGAUAACCAAUAACCGAUACCCGAUAUAAAUCCACAAUUCCGAUACUAGCUAGUGAUAAGUCCAAUAGGCGAAAAAGAUACUAUGUUGAUAUUUCAAAUAAAAAACAUAGAUGAAUUCAAAUUUUCAUUUUCUGUAUUUUAGAAAAGUUACAAAACCUGAAAACCACACGUUGACACGUACAUAUGGACGGUAACACUAGAAACGCCUGAACCAGUGUUGUGUUAUUUGCCAUCCCCAUCGUCAAAAGCUGGCGCUUUUGUUUACAAACACUGGUCUCGUGAACUGGCCCAUCACUACUUAUUCAGUUAUUCUUACUUAUCACCAUUAACACUAACAGUCACGUCAGUAAAGAAGCACUGAAGCACUGGGAACCGGAACACUGGCACUCACUCCAUCACUCAAGACGCAGCUGAGAGGCCACGCACCACUCUGCCACGUGAUAACACAAGCCGCUGGUCUCUGUUUGCGCUCUUUACAAUGGGAUCACAAAUUUCAGGCAGUGAAUAAUCAUUUUCUGGGCAAAGUUAAAUGAUUUUUCUCUUUGAUGUAGUGACUAUUGAGUAACAUAAAAAAAAUAACCUAGUGUUUUAAUGUUGUUGAUCUAAGUAUGAAAUCUCUUCACCGAAGAUAUUUCAUACCCCGAAGUUUUUCAUACAACACCGGGCGCCCGGGCUACGCAUGCACAGUAGAGAGGAGACAACGUUUUUUUUUUUUGUUUUUUUUUUUUUCCAGAGGCAGAAAAAGUAGCAAUUAUCGCUAGUUUGGUUACAAAAGUAACGAAGAUACCGAUAUAUAUAUAUAUAUAUAUAUAUAGAUAUAUAUAUAUAUAUAUAUAUAUAUAUAUAUAUAUAUAUAUAUAUAUAUAUAUAUAUAAAUAAGUAGCGGAUGGCCGAUAACCCGAUUUUGUUAUCAGCGAUAAAGUAUCGUGAUAACUUAUUGCGAUAACGCCCAGCUAUGGUGAAGGGGAAGUUGAUGAUAAGGUGUGUGCUGGAUUAUAAUAUGAGGGAGUAGGGUGGUGGUGGGGUCUGUGUGUGAUUAUGUGGGGAGGGAGGUGGUAAAUUGUGUUUGUGUGUUUGUUCUCGGUGAAUCAAUAGUGUUGUGGCAUGAAGGGUUUGUGCACAAGGUAAGGUGUAUGCACUGUGAGAGGGAGGAGGUAUUUGAAGCCCAGAGGUGAGGUGGGAACCCUCAUUGUUGGUUCAUCCUGGCUGGCUCCCCACAGAUCACUCAUGGACAAUCACCUGUGCCUUAUCAAAAGAUGCUUGCUUGUGUAUUGAUGUUUGAACAAGUUGAGUAUGAUAUAUAUUCUAUGUAUCGUUAGAAAAUAGAAUAUUUAAUGUAUUUGUGUACUAUAUGUUGAAGGUCAUUAGGAAGAAAGGAUGAUAGAUGAAUUGUCAUAUGUUGGGCACAAGUUUCAACAUCCCAAUGAGGAACAUACAGGUGGGACCCCAAGUAUGCAUCAGUGUGACCUGUGUGGGGCUACUGUGUUGACUGAUGUGUGCAGGUGACUGCACCAACACUGACCCUCUGAUGUGUAUGGCUGACCUCAGCAACAUCAUGACUUGAGUUGGUGCUGGUGACAGUUGGAAUGGCUGGCUGGGAUGUAGGUGGAGUGAAUGAUCAGCACUUGGCAGCCACUUGCCCCAUACAGCCUGGCCAGCGAGCAGCCACCCAGCAAGGAGUGAGUGGUGAGUGUCAGGAUCAUGAACAUUAUGGGUAUUUACUUGUGUGUUGUUGUCAUGUGUCCUGACCACCACAUCAACCUGUGUGUGUGUGUGUGUGUGUGUGUGUGUGUGUAUGAAAUGGGUCAAACUAGUUCCAAUCUGAUUCAGUGUGUGUUGUGUUUUAAUGUUGUGUGGUGUAGCUUUCAUUCAUACAUAGUACAUUUUAUUUCCUCGAUGAAAUGAUUUUUAUUACUUACCUAUCAGUAUUGGGAAAAAGAUAGUGAGUAGGGAAUGUUUUGUAAGGAGUGGUUUGUGUUUAAUGUCCUUGACUCAGUAAAGCUGGUGUUGCCUGUUCACACUGAGUUAGUUGGUGAACUUGACUGCAUUCCUCCCAACAGCAAGUGGUCAAUUGUGUUGUCCUAUCCUGCAGCAAACAGUCAUACUGGGUGUGGGAGGAGCAAGAAGAGGUAUGGAUAGAGCAGGAGGAGCUUUACUGUCAAAUAAAGAGGUUUUUGUACAAACUGUACAUGUACAACUUCUUUGGGCCCCUUUGUGUAUAAGAGACUAUUAUUUGUCAGUCAAGAACAUGAUGAAGCCUUGAUUAUUCUGUAUUUUAAGAUAUCUAGUUACCCAAUGUAAAAUGCAUAAUUGGUUAUGUAAUGGGGCCUUAAAACAUAAUGGAUGUUUUUAUGAAGAGUCACUCUAGAGUGAAAGUCAACCCCCCAAGGCUAGGAUGUGUUUGAUUGUUGAAUAAUAUGUUUAAGAAAGCCAAUAUCCAUGUUAACCCCCCUGAACUUGGUCUUGAGAAAAAUUAUUUAAAAAAUUGACUUUUACACAAGUACAGUGGGACCCUGUGUCUAGCAAUAUUAAGAUUGAAAAAACAUCACUAGUUCUGAAACCACUAAUUUGGGGGCAAACUUCAUAUAGUUAAAAAAAAAAAAAAACAUUUAAAAGUUGAUUUUUUUAUACUUAUUUCACUUGCUUUAAACAGCCAAAACUUACAUGUGUAUGUAAAUAUAACCACUAAUAAGGAAAGACAACAAAAAACACCUAUAAAUGCUUUGAAUGUGCUCUGUAUUGAAUAAUGAAGUUGGCAUAACUGAGAGCUUGCACAAUUGUUACCCUUGCACAACCAGACACACAGCAGCCUCCCACUGCAAUCCAUUCCUCUCUCAUUGCAGCAGUUCAUGAUCUUUAAACCCAGUAAGGUCUUCAGGGUUAAACCAGGCUGAGUUGGCUGUAGGAGAACUAUCACACAACGGGAUAUUGAAUCAGCUUAGCAGAACAAAAAUGGCAUCCCACGCAACAUAUCAGUCCCCCACAAUAUUCCUGCAGCAGGUCACAUAAUUACCCUUUAAGCAGCAAUCAUAGUUGAACGAAUCACUCACAGAAGGCAAGAAGAUGCAGAAGAGGUGACAUUGGCCACUCUCAUAUUACUAGUAUUUACUACAUCUCCUUUGUUUACAAACUCUGGUUCCACCCUACACAACCCUCAAGCCGUUCAGCUAAUGCCACACCAUCAUGGCACAAAUUGUUACCCAAGUCGUCCAAAGUUACAUGUCUUAAUAGGUCAACAGAAUGCAAGUCUUUAUUUAUGGUGCUUAGGUUUAGGUAAUGGAUACAGCAGAAGGAUCACCCCUUUCCUUUACUUUGGUUCAACCACCCAAUUCGCAUAUUUUCUCUGUUUCCGCAGCUUUGAUCGUUAGUUAUGAAACUUAGGAGUGUUUCUAUCUUAUCGUUGGACUUGAAAUCACUAGUCUCGGGGAUUAUAUUUCAUAACAUAAUUUCCUUUCCGAACAAAUAUACUUAUUUGUUAAGUUAAAGGUUCUUCUCUUUUGGCUACUUAUCGAAAAUUUGCUUAUUUUUAUAAUGUGACCAUUUUCAUAGAGAAUGUGUUGUGGCUCAGUGUUCAUGUUGAGAAUAAAAAUAAUGAUAGUAU